Molecule: messenger RNA, 393 nt
Organism: Racocetra fulgida
Lineage: Eukaryota; Fungi; Glomeromycota; Glomeromycetes; Diversisporales; Gigasporaceae
Source: the annotation of a GenBank genome assembly
AUGGCAGACGCGACUUUUCCUCCUCCUGAUCCAAGUGCAAAUCCGGCUGAAGCAACUCUCAAAGUCAAAGGCACGAAAAAAGGUGUAAAAUCUUCUGAUCCUUCAAUUAACCGUGAUGCUAAAUCUCUACGCCAAUUCUUUGAUGCUUACAAUAGUCCUCCUAAUUUGCAAAUGCACAUAAAAGAAAAAACCCAAGAAAAGUCUGGUAAAGACGGCCACAAGAAUAUCUAUACAAUUGUUACAGAUUUUGAAGUUACUCUUGACCUUAAUGGAUAUAUUGUCCCUACCCCCCAAGUAGUUGCUGAACCAAGCUAUGAUGAGUACUUGGAAGCUUAUAUACGUGAUGAAAAUAAAUGCAAGGAAAUCACUCUUAAAAAGGUAAAUAUAGCAUAA